Messenger RNA from Carya illinoinensis, 1237 nucleotides. Its product is annotated as alpha carbonic anhydrase 7-like. The record is from RefSeq and is a predicted model, not a curated record. NCBI's taxonomy places the organism in Eukaryota, Viridiplantae, Streptophyta, Magnoliopsida, Fagales, Juglandaceae. Gene Ontology annotation, molecular function: zinc ion binding; carbonate dehydratase activity. The transcript has 7 exons. Bases 105 to 947 code for a protein of 280 amino acids.
GCCUUUGUCAUAGCAUACCCCAAAGAGAAAAUCAGUAUUGUCUCUCUCCCUUAGCAAUAGUUACCACUUUCAAAGAAACCCUUUUCCCUCAACAUUUGCAAAGCAUGAAGAAUCAAAGAAAACCGAUCUUUAUAGCAAGCUUUCUAGUCUGCGCAAUUCUUUUCUCAUAUUCUCCAUCAACCAGAUCUCAAGAAGUUGAGAAUGAGAGAGAAUUUGAUUAUGUUGAAGGAAGCGAUAAGGGGCCACGUCAUUGGGGAGAAAUCAGGAAAGAUUGGGCAGCUUGUAAGAAUGGAGGCAUGCAAUCUCCCAUAGAUUUGUUGAGUCAGAGAGUGAAAUUGAUUCCCAGGUCAGGGCAACUAAAAAGGAACUACAAAUCUUGUAAUGCCACAGUCAAGAACAGAGGACAUGACAUUUCGCUACAAUGGGUAGGUGAUGCGGGAUCAAUACAGAUCAACGGCACUGAUUACUUUCUACAACAAGGCCACUGGCACUCACCUUCUGAGCAUUCCAUAAAUGGCAGGAGAUUUGAGUUGGAGCUGCAUAUGGUUCACGAAACCAAGGACCUCAGCGUGAAAAAUAAGAUUGCUGUUGUCGGACUCUUCUACAAGAUUGGUCAACCCGAUCCAUUCAUUUCAAAGUUGAUGAGAAAUAUAAUGUCCAUGACUGAUAAAAGGGGAGAACGAAGAAUGGGGGUCAUUGAUCCUACAGAAAUCAAAAUGGGUGGCAAGAAGUACUACAGAUACAUGGGCUCACUGACGGUUCCACCAUGCACUGAAGGUGUCAGUUGGACAAUCAAUAAAAAGAUAAGGACCGUCUCAAGGGAACAAGUGAAAAUACUUAGAGAGGUGGUCCAUGAUUACGCUGAGAGGAAUUCAAGACCAAUUCAACCCCUCAAUCGUCGAGAGAUCCAUCUCUAUGGUCCAAAUACAAGAAAUACAAAUGACUAGAAGUAAAAGAUCCCAAAGCUUCUGAUGAGUUGUUCUGUCACUGCCUCCAGCUAAUUAUGUUUUCCACAAUGUUUGAUAUUUAGGGCUGGUUUGAGUGGUGACUCAAAAUAUUUCACUACUAUUUAUUAUUUUAUCAUUAUUUUUCAUUUACCUUUUACUAUUUUGUAUUACUAUUCAUCUACUAUUAAAUAAUUUUUUCUUAUUUUUUUACUAUUAUUUACAGAAUAUUUGAAAUCACUUUACUACCCAAAUACAACCUUAAUGUUCUGGACAACAUUUCCAUUGGUUAA